Myotis myotis is the source of this 5473-nucleotide messenger RNA. RefSeq names its product lipin 1 (gene LPIN1). Bases 471 to 3251 code for a protein of 926 amino acids. The record is from RefSeq and is a predicted model, not a curated record. Gene Ontology annotation, molecular function: phosphatidate phosphatase activity; transcription coactivator activity. Gene Ontology annotation, biological process: positive regulation of transcription by RNA polymerase II; cellular response to insulin stimulus; triglyceride biosynthetic process. The transcript has 21 exons. NCBI's taxonomy places the organism in Eukaryota, Metazoa, Chordata, Mammalia, Chiroptera, Vespertilionidae. Gene Ontology annotation, cellular component: mitochondrial outer membrane; nucleus.
GAGAGGUGCAGGCAGUUGUACUGAUUGGCUUCAGCGUGGGGCGCUCCCGCCCGCCCGUGUGGGGACCCCCAUCCGCUCUGUCUGCUCCCUGCAAGUCUGAUUGUCUGGCGCCCACUCCUGCAGGGUGACAGGGCCCUCCGUCCUGACACAGUCACUCCGCACACCUGCCACUACCUCCUUCCUGCAGGAUCACCGGGAGCAGCCGUCCCCUCCUGGCCCUGAGCUGAGCUGGGAUGAGUGGGAGUGCUGGCUUUGUCUGACCGGCUCCAUUUGGACAGGACUUUGGUGGGGCGACUCCAGGGCCCGCCGGUUUUGCUGCUGUGUCACUUCCGUCAGGCAGUCUUAGUCUGACCUGCAGGCUUUUUCAAAGCACCUCAAGCUUUUGUGGUGAAUUUUCUGAUUUUGGACGAGUGUCGCCGGAAGAACCCCGACGAGCCAAGAAAGGGCCCGCAUCCCGAAAGGCUCAGACCAUGAAUUACGUGGGGCAGCUGGCGGGCCAGGUGUUUGUCACCGUGAAGGAGCUGUACAAGGGCCUGAACCCCGCCACCCUGUCCGGAUGCAUCGACAUCAUCGUUGUCCGCCAGCCCAACGGGAGCCUGCAGUGCUCCCCGUUCCACGUCCGCUUCGGCAAGAUGGGGGUGCUGCGCUCCCGAGAGAAAGUGGUUGACAUAGAAAUCAACGGGGAAUCUGUGGAUUUACACAUGAAGCUGGGAGAUAACGGAGAAGCCUUUUUUGUUCAAGAGACCGAUAACGAUCAGGAAGUGAUCCCCAUGCACCUGGCCACCUCCCCCAUCCUGUCGGACGGAGCCUCGCGCAUGGAGUGCCAGCUGAAGAGGAACCCCGUGGACCGGGCGCGGAGCCUGGACCCCGGCGCGGCGGCCCCCGGCCUGCCUCCCGGCGAGACCCCCUCCAGCGCCUCCCUGGUGAAGAAGAGACGGAAGAGGAGGAGGAAGUCCCAGCUGGACAGCCUGAAGAGGGACGACAACUCCAACACGUCGGAAGACGAAGACAUGUUCCCCAUAGAGAUGAGCUCCGACGAGGAGCGGGACGCGAUGGACAGCAACAGAACUCUUUCUAACGACAUACCUCCAUUCCAAGAAGAUGUUCCCAAGGAAAACAUGCCCCCAGUCAUGCCUUAUUCUCAGUCGUCAUCGUACCCUAGUUCCGAUAGAGAGUGGUCACCCAACGCCAGCAGCCUGGUAGAUUGCAAAAGGACGCCCCCUCACGUGGCCGUGGCGGCCGAGGGCCUGCUCUCUAGCUCUUGCCCUCCACAGUCGUCCGUCCUGCACGCCCUGGAAAGUCCUUCAGGUUCCCGCCCUUCGACACCUAAAAGUGAUUCCGAGUUGGUCAGCAAGUCGGCGGACAGGACGGCGCAGAAGAGCAACCUGGAGAUGCUGUGGCUCUGGGGGGAGCUGCCCCAGGCCGCCAAGUCGCCUACACACAAGAUGAAAGACUCCAGCCCGCUGAGCAGCAGGAAGUUCUCGGAGAAGAUGCACUUCCAGGCCAUCCGCAGCGAGCCUCCCGAAGUGUUUAGCGAGCCGUCGCCGCCGCUGGCCGAGGCGCUGCCUCCGCAGCCGCUUUCCGAGCAGAGCAAGUCUCAGACCGAGAUGCAGUUUGUGAAUGAGGAGGACGUCGAGGCCUUGGGAGCCGCAGCCCCGCCCCUGCCUGCCACCGAGGAGCCCAAAGCCCUCUCCGCCCUGGCGGCGAGCAAGACGGACUCGCCGUCUAGGAAGAAAGACAAACGAAGCCGGCACCUCGGGGCGGACGGCGUUUACCUGGACGACCUCACGGACAUGGAUCCCGAAGUGGCCGCCCUGUAUUUUCCCAAAAACGGGGACCCUUCUGCGCUCCCCAAACAUGCCGACAACGGAGCCCGGUCCGCCAACCAGUCCCCGCAGUCCGUGGGCAGCUCUGGGGCCGACAGUGGUGUGGAGAGCACCUCCGACGGCCUGAGGGACCUGCCGUCCAUCGCCAUCUCCCUCUGCGGCGGCCUCAGCGACAACAGGGAGAUCACCAAAGACGCGUUUUUGGAACAAGCCGUGUCGUAUCAACAGUUUGUGGACAACCCCGCCCUCAUCGACGACCCCAACCUGGUGGUAAAGAUCGGGAACAAGUAUUAUAACUGGACCACGGCAGCCCCUCUGCUGCUGGCAAUGCAGGCUUUCCAGAAACCUCUGCCAAAGGCCACGGUGGAAGCCAUCAUGAGGGAUAAGAUGCCCAGGAAGGGAGGAAGAUGGUGGUUUUCGUGGCGGGGAAGAGGUACCACGAUCAAGGAGGAAAGUAAGCCGGAGCAGGGCCUGGCUGGCGAGAGCCACAGCACCGGGGAGCAGCCGCCGCCGCUCAGCAUGGCCACCAGAAUGAAGCAGGAGUCGUCCUCUAGCGAUGAGGAGCACUCAGCCGCCAGGCCGUCCAGCGCCCCCCUGCUGCCCCUGCUGUCCAAUGUCGGCUACAAGAAGACCCUGCGGCUCACGUCGGAGCAGCUGAAAAGCCUGAAGCUGAAGAAUGGCCCCAACGACGUGGUGUUCAGCGUCACCACCCAGUACCAAGGCACCUGCCGCUGCGAGGGCACCAUCUACCUGUGGAACUGGGACGAUAAGGUGAUCAUCUCCGACAUCGACGGCACCAUCACCAGGUCAGACACUCUGGGCCACAUUUUGCCCACCUUGGGGAAGGACUGGACCCACCAGGGCAUCGCGAAGCUGUACCACAAAGUGAGCCAGAACGGGUACAAGUUCCUGUACUGCUCCGCGCGGGCCAUCGGCAUGGCGGACAUGACGCGGGGCUACCUGCACUGGGUCAACGAGAGGGGCACCGUGCUGCCCCAGGGGCCCCUGCUGCUGUCCCCCAGCAGCCUCUUCUCCGCCCUGCACAGAGAGGUGAUUGAAAAGAAGCCAGAAAAGUUUAAAGUCCAGUGCUUGACAGACAUCAGGAACCUGUUUUUCCCAAACACAGAGCCGUUUUACGCUGCUUUUGGAAACCGGCCGGCUGACGUGUAUUCGUACAAGCAAGUAGGAGUGUCUUUGAACCGAAUAUUCACCGUCAACCCCAAGGGCGAGCUGGUGCAGGAGCACGCCAAGACCAACAUCUCCUCGUACGUGCGGCUCUGUGAAGUGGUUGACCACGUCUUCCCGCUGCUGAAGAGGAGCCAUUCCUCGGACUUCCCCUGCUCGGACACGUUCAGCAACUUCACCUUCUGGCGGGAGCCGCUGCCCCCGUUCGAGAACCAGGACGUCCACUCUGCCUCGGCGUGACGCCCCGCAGCCGCCUGCGUCAGCCAAGACCGGCCGCCCAUUAAAGGAUCGGUUGUGGGAGCCCAGGAGGGAGCUCAGGAGCCGCGUGCGGUCAUUGCCUGAGGGCAGGGAGCUGGGGUGCACCCUCCUGCCUGCUCCCCGGGGCUGGCGUUUCUAAGUCAAGUACCAGAGUGCACAUCCUGGAUAAGGAGUCGGGUGCACUCCUGGAGUGGGGGGGGGGAGGGGCCUUUCCUCGCUGUGGCUGAAAGCCAGAGACCACGCUGCCCUGUCUGCCUGCGGGCAGCCUCGUCACUGGGCAGCGUGUCCCUGUGAAGCCCAGCAGAGCUGGCGCCUGGUCCCUGCUGGGGACAGUGUCCCCUGAGGUCGCCAGGUGCGUGCCAUGUGGAGAGGGGCACACGUCCCCGUGGUGGCUCCACCCAUCUUCUGCUCCCCGUGGGGGUCGGGGGUCGGGGGCACAUGCGGGGUCAUGUGACCCAGAUCUGGGGUCUCUGAAGGGCCUGGCCCUGUGGGUGUCCCUUGCAGUAUUUGCCAACGGUCUAGUUUUAGGUGACAAGCUCUUCUUUAUACUCCGGUUAGAGAACCGACGUCACUGGCACCCCCUCCCCCCGCCCCCUUUUUGUGGCUCACGGCUGGACUAUCUAUGCCUUAAUGCACCCGGCAGACGUGUUCCCUGGAAUGUGCUUUGUCCAGCUCCCGGUAACUGCGAAGCCUUAAGCUCAGGCCCAAGGGAGUGUGAGGGGCAGUGUUUCCCGUCAGGCCGGCCCUCGGCCGCGGCCUCGCCUCCGGCAGGCGGAGCUGGGCAUGCGGCUGGCACGGAGCCGAUGCCACACGGCUGCGAUGCCAGUUUCCACGGGAAGCUCUCAAACGAAGCUGCUUGGUUUUAAGAAAAUCGUCUCAAGAAGUUAAAUUAUAUUCUUUGUAGAUAUUAUUUAUUACUUUACUCUGAUUGGUUAUUGUUUUAAGCAUUUAGCCAUAGUCUUUCUAUGAUAACGGUCACUGAAAUAUUAAAAAGAUGUACGUUAGACUACCCAGAGCCUUAUUCUCGAAUCUCACCACACCGACCUUUUUAUUUUCCUCAGCUUUUCCCACUCAAGUCAGGCACGGCACGUGGAUGAGUAACGGCUGGGGGGCCAUUCUUUAAGCCAUGGGGAGAUGGACUCUCUUGUUUAUAUAAACAAAUUAUCGAGAGAACAAUUUGAAAAGUUAGAGAGUUAUUUUGGUAAAAGAUUUUGCUUUAUUUUUUGAAGUAUUAUUUUUCUAAAGCGUUUUCCUCCAGUGGCUGAAGUGCUUUCCUAUUCAGAUGCUGCUGUUAGAGUCCUAGGAGGCCGCACUGUGGAGCAGGCGAUGGACUCGGCUCUUUCUGUGAAAGAGACACAGAGGUUGCCCGGCAGGCGGCAGGCGGCAGGCGGCAGGCGGAGGCUCCGGGACGAGGCCCCGUGGGACGGCUGUGGCCCCACAGAAAGGCAUCCCCUUUCAUAGAAACUUGCACGCACCCUCCGAGCCCCUCGGGAGGCACGAGACGUGAUGAAACACGGUCCUGCCUGAGCUCUGGGCUUGGGCACUGCCCACCUUUGGAAGCUACACUCAUUCUUUCUUCCAGAGGGUGUUCGGGGUGAAUUGUAGCUGCUGUGACCUGAGUCUCGUUCCUCCUCCACCGGAGAGCGAGGCUGGGAGAGGGGGCACCCCCUCAGGCCAUCGCCCCCCCAGGGCGAGCAGCGCCGGCCGCGCCACCUGCAGGUGUGAGCGCGUCACCUGGGGCGCCCGCCCCGCGGCACGUGACCCGGGCACGCCUGCCAGAGAGUGGCCCUCGGAUCUGGGUCCAGGUCACAUCUGGCACGGGCACACCGGCCGCGGCUGGGACACGAGACGUGCACGUGGGGGGCGUGCACGCGUGUGCGUGUGGGCUUGUCUGUGUUCACACUCACCGGCCCGCACCCCGCGGACGGGCCGUGCUGAGCGCGCCUGCGGAGAGGAGUCCCUCAGAGGGGCGUCGCCCGGGGUUCCUGCUGCGACGGAGAACGCAGGCCUGUGCACGGAGACAUGAGGACGUGCAGAGACUCCCCUCUGCCGCUUCGGGUGCGGCUCCCCGCUUUCACCGGUGCCGCUUGCAGCACCUCCUGUGCGCGUAUGUGCUGGGAAACGAUGCGCAUCAUUGUGAUACUCCUUGUGUUGUGCUGGAUGCAGAGCUAGAAACUUGGAAUAAAAGAGACCCAUGAAAGGCU